Uncinocarpus reesii 1704 is the source of this 1908-nucleotide messenger RNA. RefSeq lists its product as uncharacterized. The transcript is spliced from 3 exons. The coding region runs from base 1 to 1908 and encodes 635 amino acids. Gene Ontology annotation, biological process: histone mRNA catabolic process; nuclear polyadenylation-dependent rRNA catabolic process; poly(A)-dependent snoRNA 3'-end processing. The record is from RefSeq and is a predicted model, not a curated record. Gene Ontology annotation, cellular component: nuclear exosome (RNase complex); nucleolus. NCBI's taxonomy places the organism in Eukaryota, Fungi, Ascomycota, Eurotiomycetes, Onygenales, Onygenaceae. Gene Ontology annotation, molecular function: nucleic acid binding; 3'-5'-RNA exonuclease activity.
AUGGACAUUUCAGCGGAGUUUACUCCUUUUCAGGAGAGAUUAACAACCGCUCUUGUGCAAGCUACGAAAACCACCUCCCAGCUUCUGGCGGAAGAUAUCGCCUUUCAGCGCUCGAUUAACCCGAGCCUCUCGAGUUCCCUUGACGAGCAGAGUAGCCGAUUUCUUACCCUUACUAAUUCGAUCCUUCGCUUUGCCACCUCGAGUUCCGACCUCAAUGUUGCGACUCUGGAAGACGAGGAAACCGUGGACGAAAAUUGGAGAGCGGUGGUCGAUGUCAUUGACGAGCUCUUGGAAAAGGCUGAUGCCUGCCUUGAUGAAUUCACUGGGGUUAUCAAAAAACUGACCCCGUCGCAAGAUGAGCGUGGCCAAGAUUUUAGCAAACGAGCCUCCAGAAGCCAGUUUCCAAGUGUCUACGAUUUUUCCUCGGCCAAAUUACCGAAGCCACAGCUCUCGUUCAACAAUCGUCCUAAUAAUCAUGACUCUUCUCCGUUUCGACCGAUCUUGCGACAAAAACCCCAUGCCAUUGUCUCGUUACCUCUAUCUCCCGACCCGGCCGCCGGCAUUGGCACAGAGCCAUCUGAACACCCCUAUGCGCACGAGAUCCGAAACUGCCGAUAUCCCCCAUCUGUCUAUUACAAGUCCGAACCUCAGAUGUAUCAGCCUUUUGAAUCGACAUCCGCGACGUUUGUAAAUACCAUGGAAGGCGUCCAGGCGAUGCUUAAGGAACUGAAAUGCGCAAAAGAAAUUGGCAUCGAUCUGGAGCAUCACGAUACGCAUUCGUAUUAUGGCCUUGUUUGUCUCAUGCAGAUUAGCACUCGUGACAAAGACUGGAUCGUUGACACGCUCCUCCCGUGGAGAGAAGAGUUACAAAUACUCAACGAAGUAUUCGCAAAUCCGCAGAUAGUGAAAGUCUUGCAUGGCUCCUCGAUGGACGUAAUAUGGCUACAACGGGACUUAGGGCUGUAUCUGGUUGGUCUUUUCGACACGUACCACGCUGCUGCUGCUCUGCAUUACCCGAAGAAAAGCUUGAAGUUUCUGUUAGAUAAGUUUGUGAACUUUCAGGCGGAGAAAAAGUAUCAGAUCGCAGAUUGGCGAGUUCGGCCUUUACUACCCGGCAUGUUUGACUACGCGCGAUCCGACACGCACUAUUUGCUUUAUAUUUAUGAUCAUCUGCGCAAUGAGCUUAUUGAAAGGUCAACUCCCGGUGAGAAUUUAAUCGACUAUGUUCAGGAGAAUUCCAAGGAGGAGGCACUUCAGCGAUACGAGCGGCCUGUUUACGACACGGAAACCGGACAAGGUGCGGGAGGAUGUGAAAUCGACAGGGAGUGCGGCCCAGAUCACUUGUCUCUCAGUUCUGAGAGCACGACACUCGCACACUCCGAGUUAAUUAAUGCAUCCGAAUAUGCUCCUCUUGCGACCUUCGACGCCCUUGCACUUUCGCUACCGCUUCCUUCGGUCCCCAUAAACGUUUCAGACGAGCCUAUCAAGGUAGAAGCCGGGAAUGGUAUUAUGGCAGCAGCUUCUGGCGAAGGAGCAGCAAGCGAUAGCCGGAAUCCACCUUUGACGGACCAGAUCUUCACCGUCAAGCAGUUCGGCGCUCCACCAAAACGCAAACCCGCUGCCGAGAGCGACGCCACACCCGUACCUUCACCACAACCGAAUCCCCCUCGUCUCGAGGUCUCUAGCUCCAUGUCGUCGAAGAAGCGAAAGUCCGCCUCGAAUGAGGAUACCGUCCCCUUUGAUUAUGCAAGUGCGGAUUCUGUCCUUCGGGGCCGGCCGGCGGACGAGGUGCAGAGUACGUCUCGCAAACCGCAGUUUAAUCCAUACACAAAGGCCUUGGAUGCGCCGCAGGCAUUGAGGAAAGCUAAAAAGGACAUGGGAGGCGGCAAGUCUUUUACGUUUCAAUAG